ACAAGGUUAUUCAGUAUCCAGUGUUCAGCUCGAGACUUUCGUCGUCAGGAGGUCAGGAGUCUGUGAUUAUUGAGGUCACAAUGGAUCAAGCCAGGACAACCAUCUCCAAAAUUUUCAAUGGGGAACCACGUUCCUACACGCGCUUUAACCUGACCCAGAACAUGGAGGGCGACAACAGCCAUGUGGAGAUGAAGCUGUCGUCUGACAUGGAUGAAGAGGUAGAGGCGAACGGUGUUGGGGAAAACCAACGCAAUGGUCAAUAUUACCCCAGCAAGCUGAACCAGCGCUCUCCCAAAACUGUCUGCGGAUUCGUCGUUGGCAUUCUGCUCCUCUUCCUUUUUGGAUACCUCAUUGGUUACAUGUCUAAUAAAAGCACAGGCAAAACUGAAAUCAAGACGGAUUGUCCCGUGUUUAGUGAGAUAGCUCCGGUGAGACCAGAAGUCGCUGUUUCGUUGGACUGGAGUGAUCUCAGGGCAUUGCUUAAAAAAAAACUGACAACUGAAAACAUUAACAGCAACUUCAAGGAGUUUUCUAGUCUCAGUCACCAGGCGGGAAGUUCAGGUGAUGAGAUGCUUGCUAAUAAAAUCAUGGGGAAAUUCAAAACAUUGGGAAUGAAGCCCUGGACCGACGAGCACUAUGUGAAAGUCCACGAUCCCGGUGCAUCAAAUAACAGAGUGCUCUUCCGUAAUAAUGUGGUGGGAACAACCGAGGGAUAUCUGGCCUACAGUGCUAUCAAAACAGCACAGGGCGCAGCUCUGUAUGCUCAUUAUGGACGGGCAGAGGAUUUCAGACGCCUGCAAGAGGUCAGUGCUGAUGUGAGUGAAAAGGUGGUUUUGGUCAGAGCUGGACUGCUCAGUUAUGCUGAAAAGGUUGCGAAUGCUGCUAGCUUGAAUGCUAGUGCCGUGCUGAUUUACCCAGAUCCUGUUAACUACCAAAUUAAAGACAACACUGCUCUUUUUGGCCACGUCCAUCUUGGCACUGGAGACCCCUACACUCCAGGUUUCCCCUCGUUCAAUCAUACUCAGUUUCCACCGGCUCAGUCUUCCGGCUUGCCCAGCAUCCCAGCACAAACCAUCACCACCAAACAGGCUUCUGAGAUCAUGAGUAAGCUAGGUGGUCGAAGUUCCCCAAGAGAAUGGAGUGAUGGGAUGCUCGCGGACACUCAGUACCUCCUCGGCGAUAAAGACGACAUCAUCACGGUGGAAGUCAACAAUGUCCUCGUUCAGAAAAAAAUCCACAAUGUGUUUGGAGUCAUUAAAGGUUAUUUGGAUGCAGAUCGCUACUUGGUGAUCGGGGUACAGAGAGAUGCAUGGGGUCCCGGAUUUGCCAGAAGCACAGUUGGCACUAGUUUACUGGUGGAGUUGGCCAGAACUAUGACAGACAUGAUUAAGAAUGAUGGAUUCAAGCCAAAGAGGAGCAUAGUUUUUGCAAGCUGGAGUGCUGGUGAAUUUGGAGGUGUCGGAGCCACCGAGUGGUUGGAGGGUUACCUGAAUUCCUUGAAUAUGAAGAUGUUUUCUUACAUCAGCCUCGAUGACCUCAUUUCAGGUUCGGACUCUUUCAAAGCCGCUGCCAGUCCACUGCUCUAUGAUUUACUGGAGAGCACAAUGAAGCAGGUCUCAUCUCCUACCGAUUCAACCAAAUCCUUGCAUGAACAAUUUGCAGGAUCCAACUGGGAGAAGUCUGUAAUUGAGCCCAUGGGUUUGUCUCACCCAUCUUAUCCGUUCCAGACCUUCUCAGGCAUCCCGUCUCUGUCAUUUCGAUUUUUUGCAAAUUCAAGGUUUUACCCGUUUGGUACAUUUGAGGAUACCAAUCAGAAUCUAGAUCAGUUCACGUCCCGCAAGACUUUGGCGCUGGCCAAGGCGGCCGGUGAAGUGGCAGGAUUGGUCACUCUUCGACUGGUGCAUGACCACUUGCUCAAGCUCAAUGUGGCAAAGUACACCACCAUCAUCCGCAGCUACGUGUCCCAGAUCAGGUCUAAAGUUGAAUCACGCCAAAUGUCUGGUCGCCUUCCUCCAACGUUGACAAUGCAGUGGCUUCUGUCAGCUCAGGGUUCAUAUGAUCGUGCUGCCAGCGCUCUUACUUCUGCCAUCCGAAACAGCGAUCUUGACGACAUGGAGCAGUGUCGCAUCAUCAACAAUCGCAUUAUGAGGGUGGAAGGCAGUCUGCUCUCUCCAUACGUGUCUCCCCGUCAGACUCUGUUCCGGCACAUUCUGCUGGGCUCUGGCUCGCACACGCUGGCAGCUCUGCUGGAUCACCUCGAAGCCAUUAAAGGAGGCCUGGAAUCUGCUGACAUCGACCAGUUCAAGAACCAGUUCGCUCUCGCCACCUGGACCAUCCAGGGCUGUGCCAAUGCGCUGGCAGGGGAAGUCUGGGAUUUGGAUAAUCAAAUUUAGAUUCAGCUCACCUCUUUAGGUUUACAACUGUUUUCCAUCAGUCAAGACAAUACAAAACAUGAUAAUGGUGCUCUAUUUACAUGAAUUUUAUGGUUAGGUUUAGCUCACUAUUUAAAGCAGUAGUUGACCAAAAAGUCAUAAUUGAUCAAUAAUUCAAGAAUUUAUUCUGUGGUACACAAAAAAGGAUUAUUUGAAUGUACUAGUUGCUGAUUCCCAAGAAGUUAUUUGAGCUUCCAAGCCUCAAAAUUACGUCAAUUAUUAUAAAAGUAUUUCAUAUCAUUAAUUUGUCCUCUAAAUACUUAACAUGAAUAUGUUUCUUUCGAAUGAGGUCAAUGUACAAAAAAAGUGGGUUAAGUAUAUCCCUUUACAGUAGUCCACCGUAAUUAACAUUUGAAGUGAAUCAAACAUUUUUAUCGAAAUUGUCCCAUUACAAGAAAUAGGUGUUGUUCGGUUUUAUUGGGACACUUUUGAUGAAAGGUUUCAGUCCACUUCAAAUGUUGACUACUGUAGUUUAUUAAAUAAAAAAUUUCAGUCUUAACAGUACGCAUGUAAAAAAAAAAAAAGGCUAGACAUGUUAGACAAUCAAGCUGCGUCCCAAAUCAUAUACUACUCGAGAAGUUACUACAUUUGAAUUUGAACAUUGACUGAAGUAUGAAUGGAAUUGGGACGUACUACAUUCACUCCCAUUCAUAUAUUCUAUUGCGUGACCUCACGGCAUAGCGUAGCGUCCAUUGGAUGCGCACUUCAGAAUCUCAGCGAAAUUCAAUUUCAAUGUUUUUCAGUACUAUGUAUUCGUACGUACUACACUUCUCACAUACUGUUUUUCACAUACUACAAAGUAUGAAAGUAUGCAAUUCCAGACACGGCCAAUGACAUUUUAAAUUUUCUAACCAAGCACAGUAUUUUUCACAUUUUCCAGCAGGAUACACUUAUCCAGGAGCAUUUCCGAUCAGAUGAAAUAAACGCUUCCUGUAUUUAUUAGUAUUUAUUAGUUUUUUUAUUUAUCAGUGACAGGGAUCACUAUAAAUAGCAUUUUGUAACGCCUUUUUUUAAACAAAUGUAUAAUUAUCGGAAGCAGUGCCUUCCAUAAUUAUGACAGUUAUACUGUCGAAAUAUGAAAGCAGCAUCUGCUACGGAGAAAACCUUGUUUUUAAAAGCUGUGACCAGAGACUGACACCGAUUCUUUCUUUAAAUUAAUACAAGCUAUUUUGAGAAAAUGUCUUUUAGGCCUUGUCCACAUGAACACGAGUAUUUUCAAAACCACAGUUUUUUUGCUAUGCAGAUUCGCUGUUUGUCCACACAAAAAUGAAACCGAAAACUCUGGCCAGGGUGGAGAUUUUCCGAAACUUCAGGAACAGUGCGAACAGAACUGAAAUUGGAGUUCAGCCUCAUAACGGCAGCAUGCACAUUAGUGGUGUAACGGAUCACAAAUCUCACUGUUCGGAUCACAUUAUGGUUUUUAGUCACAGAUCGGACCAUUUUUCGGAUCAUCCAAAAAGGGAGACGACAAAUGUCAUUUGCUUUCCAUUUAUUACAGAAACAGCACUGCAAGACACUCUCAGUUUUAACAAACAGAACUUAGAAACUGUAAUUUUAUUAAAAAAUAAUAUGAAGAAAUAAUCAGCUGAAUAACAACUAUUGAAGGAAUACUACUACUGUUGCUGAUAACGCUAAAUGUAGAAAUCUAAUAUAAUUAGUACAACCUAAAUUUAUUUUUAGUCUCAUUUCAAUAAAUGAUUCAGUUCUUCACUCAUAAAUCUUCAUGUUUCAUUGCUAGAUGAUCAUUUUUGAAGAAUUAUUCAGUGACAUAUUUUUGAUGGCUGGUUGUCGCCACCUAUUGGUUAAAUAAUGUAAUUGCUGCCUACAACUUUCAUUUUUGAGCGUCACUUUUUAAAUGCAAAUGAUGAUAAUUUAAUCUUUAUCAUAAACAUCAGUGGUUUUAUCUGAACUAUAAACAGUUUUCCCAGUGUUUCUGUGUUAUUUGACUGUUUGUAAACUAAAGACUGAAUCUCUUUCUUGAUAUUUGCAUUUGUCAAACACAGAUUUGAAUGCAGCGAUUCGAAGGAUUAAUAAACAUGCAAAUCACCAUCAUUUAUAAUUUAUGCUGCGUGGGUGUUGAGAUCCCGAACUUUUAAUGUUUAAUCGUGCAGAUGCAUUAUUGCAGGCUAAACUAGUAGUGACAGAAAACACCUUUAAUAACCUAAGAAACCCACCACAUGCCAAAAACCCACCAAAACUUCUUCCGUCAUCAUUAUAUUUUACAGGAAAACCUAAAUGCUUUAAUACAGGUGAUUUAAUUGACGAUCUCUCAAAAAAUGUAUGACUUCACAGGUCACGUGUGUUCCAAACUGGGUUGUGGUCUGUACAAAUCACGGAUCAACCAUGAUCCCUUACACCCAUAAUGCUCACAGUUUUCUCCUUUCUGAUUGGCCAACGUGACAAGAAUGGGGGAAAUUCCGCUCGUUCACGGCAAACACAACGCAAUAUUCUGUGCUGUGCGCAUUGCGGCACAUCAGCCUCUGUUCUAACGUUUGCAUUUUCCCAUUUGGUGUGAAACCAGCACACUCAAAAAAAAGUUUUUUUUAUUUGGGACAACUUAAUUAUUCCAACUUGAUCCACUUAAAUUGGUAAACUAAAACGUUAAAUCCUAAAUGUUGUCCCAACACAAAUCGAUUGUCCCUCUUGGAUCGGCAUGCCCUUUAACAUCCAUCCAUUUUCAUGCGGACAGAGAUUCUUUUUAAAAACGAAAGCAGGGAAAAUGACCUGUGUAUGUGUGGACAUGGCCUAAGUCUCUGGUAUCCUCCUUUUGAAUCAAUGUUAUACCUGAUCCAGAAUCAUUAUCGGGAGCAGUGUCUUCCAUAAUGCGAAGAAGAUGAUGGUAGUUUUUGCCUACCGAUGUGCUGAUAUCGAGGGCAGUGCCCCUCAUAUUUCACUGUGGCGUGGAUGUAAUUAUCGGGAACAGUGUUUCCCAUGAUGAUGUACAAAUCGUCUGUAUUCACACACUCUUGCCAUACUAUAGUUCUCUGUUGUGAGUCAGUUUCUCAUUACCGAUCAAGCGCUGUUGCCUUCUUCUGCCUUGGAUUGAUCAAAUAUGGAGUGGAGACUCCAUAAGAUCCUUUUAUAAGCUUCUAGAAGAUUCUGUUCUGUUAUUAUUAUUACUCGGUUUUCGUAUUUCGUUUGUUUCUGGUGCAGUAUUGACUUAUUUGUGCCUUGUAGAUUAAGAUGAAGCUUACCUCUUUUCUCUGUGUGUAUUUAACUUCCUUCAGAUUGUAUUGAUCUCCAUCAAACAGAGUAAGUUAUGAAGCUGUUUAGCUAGUUGGAUUUAAAGGGAUAGUUCACCCAAAAGAUAUUUCAACGCUAUCUUAUGGCCAUUCGUAACUUUGAUUUAGUGGCUAAUUCGUAACUUUGAUUUAGUGGCUAAUUCGUAACUUUGAUUUAGUGGCUAAUUCGUAACUUUGAUUUAGUGGCUAAUUCGUAACUUUGAUUAAGUGGCUAAUUCGUAACUUUAAUUUAGUGGCUAAUUCAUAACUUUGAUUUAGUGGCUAAUUCGAAACUUUGAUUUAGUGGCUAAUUCGUAACUUUGUUUUAGUGGCUAAUUCGUAACUUUAAUUUAGUGGCUAAUUCAUAACUUUGAUUUAGUGGCUAAUUCGGAACUUUGAUUUAGUGGCUAAUUCGGAACUUUGAUUUAGUGGCUAAUUCGUAACUUUGAUUUAGUGGCUAAUUCGUGACUUUGAUUUAGUGGCUAAUUCGUAUGAAUUCGUACGAUCUCAUUCAUAUAUUUUGUUGGAUUUGCUCAUCUCACAAUGAUGGAUGGGUUUAGGGGCAGGGUUUGGUGCCACGCCUCCUUUUAAAAAUCUUACAUUUUUGUACGACUGAACUCGUACGAACGAGCAACUAAACUGACAAAACGUAAAAUAGUUAUGUUUCCUCGUAUGCUCAGGCUGGAUAUUUUCUCACUAUUUACUCACAUCGAGUUUCCUUUUGAACACAAAACAAGAUAUUCUGAAGAAAAAGCAGCCACUGAUAUGUAAUUCGAACCGAAAAUACUCAAGUCACUGAUGUUUUUAUUUAUUGUUCAGUAUAUUAUUGUGUUUAACAGAAAAAGGAAACUCAGCCAGGUUUGGAACGAGUAGAGGAUGAGUAAAUGAUGACAGAAUCUUCAUUUUGGGGUGAAAUAUCUCUUUAAUAAUUCUUUAUGGUGCAGUUAUAUAAUAGCAUGAGAUGGGAACUCUGUAAGAUUUUAUUAAGAGCUUCUAGAAGAUUAUUGUCUGUUCUGUUAUUACUCGGUUUUCGUAUUUCGUUUGUUUCUGGUGCAGUAUUGACUUAUUUGUGCCUUGUAGAUUAAGAUGAAUCUUACCUCUUUUCUCUGUGUGUAUUUAACUUCCUUCAGAUUGUAUUGAUCUCCAUCAAACAGAGUAAUGGCACAGUCACACCAGAGUUUGAGCAUGCGAAAUUCUGUCGUACGCCGCUGCGAAACGGGGCGGGAUUAAACAAGAUGUUUAGACAUUUAAAAAAGCGAGCGAUUGGUUCAUAUUUCAUAGAGGUCUUGUUUUGAUCAUCGAUUGGUCUCACGCAGUCACGUUAUGCGAUUUCACAGGUCAGAGUUCACCGAGCUUGACCUUUGCAACGCAGCGAACUGCGAAACUUGCGGCACGACCUUGCGUUUCCGGUCUGACGCAUUCACGUGCGUAUGAAUGGAAGUCUAUGGGGAGAAAAGUCUAGUGUGACCGCAGCUUUAGUUAUGAAGCUCCGAUUCAUAACUCAUAUAGAAUGCUAGUUGGAUUUAAAGGGGUAGUUCACCCAAAAAUAAGAUAUUUAUAUUUAUAUCUUAAAUAAGAACGCUAUCAUACAGCAAUUCGGAACUUGGAUUUAGUGGCUAAUUCGUAUGAAUUUGUACGAUCUCCUUCAUAUAUUUUAGUAGGAUUUGCUCAUCCCCAAUAAUGGAUGGGUUUAGGGGUGGGGUUUGGUGCCACGCCUCCUUUUAAAAACCGUACAUUUCUGUGCAACUGAAUUCAUUUUGGGGUGAAAUAUCUCUUUAAUAAUUCUCUAAUGGUGCAGCUAUAUGAUAGCAUGAGAUAGGAACUCUGUAAGAUUCUAUUAAGAGCUUCUAGAAGAGCUACUUGGUUUUCGUAUUUCGUUUUGUUCUGUUUCUGGUGCAGUAUUGACUUAUUUGUGCCUUGUAGAUUACCAUUUGUUUUUCUUUCUUUUUUUGUUCCUUUCUUUGUGUGUCUGUAACUUUAUUCCGAUUGUAUUCAUUUUCUUCAGAGUAAAUUACGAUGUUUUAAUAUGGUAAUUCACCAAAAGAUGGAAAUUUCCUCACAUUUUAAGGGAUAGUUCACCCAAAAAUGAACAUUUACUCACUAUUUACUCCACUCUUAAAUUUCUGUGUUCUAUUAAACACAAAAGAAGACAUUUUAAAGAAAUCUGAAACCCCCGUAAUAUUAAGCUUUCCUUAAAAUAUCGUCAUUUGUGUUCAGAAGAACAAAGAAGUGUGAGUAAAUGAUUCCAUUUUUUGGUGAACUGUCCUUUUCAUAUUUUCCGUAUGGUGCAGUUAUAUCAUGGCUGUCAGAUGAGAGAUUAAAAUGAUAGUUGUAGUUGGAAAAUAUUUAUUUUACGGAUUCAAAAAACUUUUAAAUAUUUCCUGUUGAAACAGAAGCUAUAUAAUGUGGAAUAUAUGGAAAUGAGACUUAAAUAGUAUCCUUCAAAGUCAGUUUGAUGAUUGUUCAUAAAUGCAUAUCUUGUCAAAUGUUUCUAAAGCUUGCUGUUGCGUCGGUAGUGGUUUUAUUGUAGACACACUUCAUUUACUUCAUGCACUGAAUCUCAGUUUUAUUUUGAUGUCCGCAAGUGAUUAAUAAAAAAGUUUGAAUAACUGGUUUAAA
Molecule: messenger RNA, 8272 nt
Organism: Danio aesculapii
Lineage: Eukaryota; Metazoa; Chordata; Actinopteri; Cypriniformes; Danionidae
Gene: tfr1a
Product: transferrin receptor 1a
Exons: 18
Coding region: 81-2393 (770 amino acids)
Biological process (GO): intracellular iron ion homeostasis; transferrin transport
Cellular component (GO): external side of plasma membrane
Molecular function (GO): transferrin receptor activity
Source: RefSeq, a predicted model, not a curated record